GACUACACCUUGACCAUGUACUUCCAACAAGCGUGGCGGGACAAGCGCCUCUCGUACUCAGAGAUCGCCUACAACCUGACGCUGGACAAUCGGGUAGCCGACCAGCUGUGGGUCCCCGACACCUACUUCCUCAAUGAUAAGAAGUCCUUCGUUCAUGGCGUCACGGUCAAGAACAGGAUGAUCCGUCUCCACCCGGAUGGGACAGUGCUCUACGGUCUCCGCAUCACUACAACUGCUGCCUGCAUGAUGGACCUGCGCCGCUACCCUCUAGAUGAGCAAAACUGCACUCUGGAGAUAGAAAGCUAUGGAUACACCACUGACGACAUUGAGUUUUACUGGAGAGGCGGGGACGGCGCAGUGUCUGGGGUCGACAGAAUAGAGCUGCCACAAUUCUCCAUUGUCGACUACAAGCUCAUCUCCAAGAACGUUGUCUUUUCGACAGGUUCCUACCCCCGCCUGUCUCUCAGCUUCAAACUGAAGAGGAACAUCGGUUACUUCAUCCUGCAGACAUACAUGCCUUCCAUCCUGAUUACCAUCCUCUCCUGGGUCUCCUUCUGGAUCAACUAUGAUGCAUCUGCUGCCAGAGUGGCCCUGGGGAUCACUACGGUGCUGACCAUGACCACCAUCAACACUCACCUGCGGGAAACGCUGCCCAAGAUCCCCUACGUGAAGGCCAUCGACAUGUACCUGAUGGGUUGCUUUGUGUUCGUCUUCCUGGCCCUGCUGGAGUACGCUUUCGUCAACUACAUCUUCUUCGGCCAGGGUCCCCAGCGGCAGAAGAAGGCCGCAGAGAAAGCCGCCACGGCCAACAACGAGAAGCUGAGACCCGACCCCAACAAGUGGCUGGUGGGAAAUGUAGUUCAAAGAGAUGAUGCUCUGUAUGCCAGAAUGAAACAGAGGGAAAUUGACGCAUAUGACUCGAUGUGGGAUCCCAUCUUUGUGGACGAUGCCGCAUUAGGACUAGGCGAUCAAAGAAAUAAGAUGACCCCCGACGACAACAUCCUGUUCAGCGCCAUGGAGAUGAAGAACGAGAUGGGCGGUGCCGGGGAUCUGUCCCGGGGCCUGGGAGCCCCCACGGAUCCCCGCAACACCAUGCUGGCCUACGACAGCUCCACGCUGCAGUACCGCCGGGCGGCCAUGGCCAGGCAGAACUAUGGCCACAGUGCCUUGGAGCGCCACGCCCAGAAGAAGUCCCGCCUACGGAGACGGGCCUCGCAGCUCAAGGUGAACAUCCCAGACCUGUCCGACGUGAACUCUAUCGACAAGUGGUCCAGGAUGAUCUUCCCCACCGUCUUCUCCUUCUUCAACGUGGUCUACUGGCUCUACUACGUCCAUUAAACCCAGGAGAGUCUGGAGGCGGGCUUUCGGCCCGACGAGUGACGAAGAAGAAUUAGCGUGAAGGAAUCAAGAAAGAUAAAGUGAUGCGUGUGAGAGAGAGAGAGAGAGAGAGAGAAUGUGAGAUGAAAACCGUGUGCUGACUUUUUUAGAGCUGGUUUGUUUCAGACGACGCGAGGAGAACACAAAGACUUUUUUCGCAGCGGCACCCACUUCAGUCAGCAGUGACUCUUUUAGGAUUUGGGAAACACCUUCAAGUGACUGACGAGCACUCGAAUAAAAAAAAAAGAGUGAAUAAAAAAAAAAAAAAAAAAGAAAGACAGAAACGGUGCCUGUUCCAGAAUUUCAAUAUAUCACUAAUAAUUGUCAUUCGUAGCUUACUAUCUCUCUGUGGAUCAAAAUAUUUAUGCUUGUGUUUGCAUAUACUUUAAGGAUUUCUUUUGUUUAGUAUCUAUUUACUUCGUAGCCGAGCUGUCUGCAUCCAGGAAAAGCUUUAUAAAUGAUUUAAAAGGAGGUCAUCCUUGAUAGUCUAUUUUCCUAUAUUUAAUGUAUAUCAGAAACAUCCUUUUAAAAGAAAGCAUGCUUAUGUUUGGUUUCAUUUUCAUCGCAACCAUGAUGAGGAAUGACAGUAUUUCACUUGUACUAGCUGAGGGUUUAUUGCAAUUAACGUCCGCAGGUGUUGCUUAGCGCAGUCCACCCGGAUUUCCACGGGUGAACUGCAGGGGGCAGUGUUAUCCCCGGAGCUUUAAUGAUCAAAAAGAAAGAGCAGAUCUGUGGACGCUGAUGCUUUUGCUGAGGUUUUGUUUUGCUUUUUCGGCUGUGCUGACAGAAUCCCUAACAUUUACCCGUGAGGCUUUCUUUUUUUAUUUUUCUUUAAAAACGUUUAACCGAGUUCUUUUUCUCCACCAUGCAGAGAAUGGCUUUAAUUCAACGCGAGCUGGCGUAAAGAACUUUCCCCUUGACGGGCCAAGCUUCGUCGCUGCAUAAAUAUGGCAAUCCACAAUCAUCGUAACGAGUAGGAACUGAAUGAUAAGAGUAGGAUGCAUUUCAUUGUGGUUAGGUUUCUGUUUCCAGAAAAGGAAAAAUAAUUAUUUGAAGAAGAAAAAAAAAAUACUGUAGAUAACAUAUUUAAUGAAAAAGAGAUAAUUCAUUUUUAUAAAUCAAUACUGACUUUAUCGUGUAAAUACUAUGAAUUUAUUCUAUUUAAAUGGGUCUUUGUUGUUGUUUUCUGCAGUUGAAUUACAGCUCAAAUGUUCCAUUUAGUCAAAAAGAAAAAGAAAGGAGAAAAAAAUCUCAGCUUAAGAAGAAAUAAGACACAAAUCACAACUUUGCUGACUAUACUUUUGGGACUUUUCUCUCUUUCUCUCUAUUUCUCUCUCUCUCUAUCUCUCUCUCUUUCUUUCUCUCUCUCUCUCUCUUGUUUGUUCUUUCCAUUUCUUUUUAAUGGACUCUGAAAGCAUCUACUUGCUGAAACUAAAGCACUUCCAGACACCACUGACUUUUGGGUCAAUGUCUCACUCUCCUGAAACGACAUAACCGGGACCCCUCCCCCUUACUAUCCAGGCAUUGAAGUCAGGCAUAUUUUGUACAAAGUUUCUGUAAAUUCUAAUUGUAAUAUUUCAUAAUGACUGUAAAUAUCUUGUGUAAUAACUGUCAGCAAUUAUGAAGAUGUAUCUAAAUUCAAUUAAAACUCAGUUCAGUCUAUCACUUCAA
This is a messenger RNA of Fundulus heteroclitus (mummichog), 3048 nucleotides long. Its product is annotated as gamma-aminobutyric acid type A receptor subunit beta2a. Gene Ontology annotation, biological process: monoatomic ion transmembrane transport; nervous system process; chemical synaptic transmission. The record is from RefSeq and is a predicted model, not a curated record. NCBI's taxonomy places the organism in Eukaryota, Metazoa, Chordata, Actinopteri, Cyprinodontiformes, Fundulidae. Gene Ontology annotation, cellular component: membrane; synapse; GABA-A receptor complex. Gene Ontology annotation, molecular function: neurotransmitter receptor activity; extracellular ligand-gated monoatomic ion channel activity; GABA-A receptor activity.